Messenger RNA from Antechinus flavipes (yellow-footed antechinus), 5411 nucleotides. It is a transcript of the gene C3H3orf52, whose product is annotated as chromosome 3 C3orf52 homolog. The record is from RefSeq and is a predicted model, not a curated record. Bases 78 to 698 code for a protein of 206 amino acids. The transcript has 6 exons. NCBI's taxonomy places the organism in Eukaryota, Metazoa, Chordata, Mammalia, Dasyuromorphia, Dasyuridae.
GCCCUCACGCCCCAUGACCAUCGCUUUCCUCUGCUCUCUCAAGGGGGGAAGGAGGUUGCCAGCACCUGGCUGAUGCGAUGAUUGCGCUCUCAGAUCUCGAGCCGCGGCACGAAGAGGCAGAGCCUCUGAACCGUCCAGUUCCUCAAUCGACCAGCAUCCAAGUGGAGAACCUCGAGCCAGUCCAGGAUAAACGACAAAACCCCUGGAAAAUCUGUAAUAAUCCUGUGAGGGGGAAGUGUAAACUGUGGAUGGCAAUUGUUUCCCUCUUCAUAGGCUUCAUUGUAAUGAUUUUUAUAAGUUUGAUUAUCCAUGAAGCAAGCUAUAGAGAUGAAGAUGAAAAUGAAGAACUUGAACUGGCAGCUAAUAAAACAUUCUUGGUCACACUAAAGAUUCCAGAAGAGUGUGUGGCUCAAGAGGACACACUAUCUAAUGAGCUCAGUACAAGGCUCACAACUCUUUACAGUUCAUCUCCAGCUCUGAGCCGAUAUUUUGCUUCAGUAGAAAUAGCUGACUCCAGUGACAAUUCCACUGUGGCAUACCACCUACACUUUGCAGUUCCAUCAGAUGAUGACGCCUUUAUGAAGUACAUGAUGAGUGAGGAGUUAGUGCUGGGCAUUUUGCGACAAAAUUUUAAUGAUAAGAGUGUAACAGGCUGUGAAACUCUGGGGAUUGAUCCAGCUUCUCUCUCACUCUCCUAAUGAAAUGGAAUCACACUCUUGGUUUCUGAAGACCAUAGUCUUUCAGUAUCUGUUACUUUUCUGGAAAGAGAAAACUAGUUUCAUAGUAGAGACAGAAAUUUGCUAUCCCCAGCAUUCUGAAGACUAUAACUAGAGACUAAAGAGGCUGAGACCAUUGUCCUUUGGAAUCCUUAUCCUGUUGUACACAAGCAAUUCACUUAACUCUUGCUGUAAGGGGGCAGAAGAAAAAGCUGUCAUCACAGGUCCAGAGAAAUCCUCUCCACUCUAUGGAAUAUGAAGAGUAAAUAAUUUCCUGUAGCUAAUCAGAACACUGUGUAGCCCUAACUAGCAGGAUAGCACCUGAAUAGCCCCAGGUAUUUAAACUUGUUAAAGCAGAUGGGAGAGGGAGGAAUCUCUCCCAUGUGUUUAGUGGCUGGUUUCCUCACCAGUAGGGGCAUUUCUGGUACAUUUCCCCCUCUAGUAUAUGGCAGCUGCAUAUACAAUUGUCAUUUGAAAUAAUUUUGGAUGGGUGAAGGAAGGCUUGAAAUUUUCUAGUGGUGAAGAAAAAAGUGAGUCAACUACUUUUUGUAGGUUUCUGGAUACUAGUUAGGGAUAAUAUGAUCUACCUCCUAGACCAAGUAUAGCUUCCUUUGGGGUAGUACAAAAUACUGAGUAAUAAAGCUAUGAUCAUAUACGUGAGAGUAGGAGACCCUAGUAUACUGAUUGCCAUGCUAAUUUGUGGUACUUUAUGUUUAUUCUAUAACAGCCUUUUUUUUUUUUUUUUGCUACUAAAUGUCAGUAUAUUUCUGGUAUAUUUGGAAACUGAGGGCAGCUAGGGGAUGCAGUAGAUAGAGUGCCAGUAGUCAGGAAGACUAAUUUUCCUUAGUUCAAAUCUGGCCCAAGACACUUCCUAGUUAUACACUUCUCUGUUUACCUCAGUUUCCUUGUCUGUAAAAUGAGCUAGAAAAGGAAAUGGAAAACAACUUCAGUAUCUUUGCCAAGAAGCCCCCAAAUGGGAUCAGAGAGAGUCAGAAACAAGUGAAAUGAAUGAACAACAGCAACACUGAGUUGUGGGGAUCACAUGGACUAAAAGCAAAGUGCUUAGAAAAACUUGAAGUAUUUGGAAAAUAAGAUCUGCUAUUGCUGAUUGAAGGAUAAUCUCUCCUAAAUACAUCAUACGAUUGAUUAUUCAAUACCUCCCAAUACUGAGGUAUUGGCGUUGACCUGAAAAAGUAAACUGAUAUGAUGAUAAAAUAGAAGCUAUUUUCUUCUUGCACUAGAUUCACUUUAUAAAUGGAUCAGCCUGUGACUCAGCAGCACCACCUGGUGGUUCUUACUAAAUAGAUAGGGCUCCUAUCUAUCAUACUAUGAUUUCAUAUUCAUAUCACCUUUGGUGAUUUCCACAAAAAAUUGUUUCAUGGUUAAAAAAUGAAGUAUUCUUGCUUUUGAUUGUCUUAGAGUUAAAUUGAACUUUAAGCAGAAGUCAGUGAGAUGGACAAAUAUUUGCAUGUGUUUCAUUAUUUGCACGUAAAUAUAUUAUCUCUUUCCACUUUUUCUUCUAUAAAUGUGUAUGCAAAACUGAGGCCAAAUUUGACUAGCUUUUUAUGCAUAUAAUAGAAGGCUGGCCAAAUCACUUAACUUCAUGAUGCUCUGGGCAAUUCGCUAGGAAUGUAAAUUGUAGAGAAUGGACAUUGGUAGAAGGGGGUUUCCACACAGGAGAACUUACCAACACCAAUGAAAUCACAGGUCCAGCUCCUAUCUCUAUUUAUGUAUUUUUUCAGGAUUAUGUGGAAUGUGAAUAUUCUUUUUUAUCCAUAAGAAGACAAUGAAGUUCUUAUUUCAGAGACAGCACCUUAAUUAAAUUAUAUAGGAUUUUCCUUGUCUGUCAUAUUUUUGUAUGUUUUACGUGUAAAAUGCAAAGUUUGUAGAUUUUAGAAGAUAAAACUUUUGUUUUUUAAAAGGAAGAUGAUUUAAGAAAGUAUUUUUUACAGCAAAUUAUUUUGUAUGAUGUUUCUAGUUAUCUUUUGGGUUUUUUUCCUUUUUAUAUCUUAAUGUUUUCAAGAGAAUGAGAGAGAGGGGGAGAGAGAGAGAGAGAGAGAGAGAAUAUGAAUAUGUUCAUGCUACAACUAAUAGCUUAAAUUCCCUACUAGGUAAAUUCUUCUAGGGAUUGCUACAUGGAUUAGGUCUGGAAUCAUGAAGUCUAAUCUUUCUGAGUUCAAAUCUUUCCUCAAAUCUCACUAGUCAUGGCCCUGGGCAAGUCUCUUGGCUCUAUUUGUCUCAGUUUCCCCAUCUAUAAAAUGAACUGGAGAAAGAAAUGGCAAAUCAUUCUAGUAUCUUUGCCAAGGAAACCCCCAUUGGGGAUACAAAGAGUUAAACACAAUUGAAAAAUGACUCAACAACAAUGUAUUCCUUUAAGAAUGUGAUGAAGGGGCAAUAGGCUUACGUCUAUGAGUCAGUGUCAAUAUCUGGGAGCUUUCUUGUUGAACUGUGGCUGGGAAAAGGAACUUAUUUAUAUCAUUUUUAAGUACACACAAUUUUCUCCUCUGCUCAUUCCUGAAAUGAGCAAUAGAACUGACAAGCUACUCACAUUGAGUUAUGCUCCCUUUGGAAUUCAUGCCCCUCUGUGAAGAGGGGAAGGCCAUAUUCUUAUUGCUACCCUGACUACAUUCAUCUAGACAAACAAAAAUCUAAGUUCUCCCCGCCAAGGGAAGAUCAUAUUUGAAUCGAAGAAGAGUCAAGUUCAAGUGCUCUGCUCUAGAUUAUACAGCAAAUUGCACAUUGCUAGCUGAGCCAGGAGUUAAAAGGCAUGAUUUUCAUGAAAAGUCAUAAACUCAUGACUUUCCAGACUAGUGAUUGAAAUCAAGUGUGUAGGGUCUUUAGAUGGUAAGUAAAUAGAGCGGUGGAUUUGGAGUCAGGAAGAACCAAAUUCAAAUCCAGUCAUAAUUAUUAGCUGAAAGACUGGGCAAGACAUGUAACCUCUGACUGCCUUUGUGCCUUCAUCUAUAAAAUUGGAAUAAUAAUAGUCUCAGUCUUCUAGGGUUGGGAGAAUAAAAUGAAAUGUUUGUUAAGUGUUUUGCAAACCUUAGAACAGUGGUUCUCAAACUUUUGUUUUCAGUAUCUUUAUCCUAUUAAAAAUUAUUGAGGAUCUCUCCAAAGAGUUUUUGUUUAUCUGGAUUAUAUUUAUGGACAUUUACCAUAUUGGAAAUAAAAACUAUUUUUGAAUUUGUGGACCCUCUAAAAGAGUUUCAGAGAUCCCCAGGAUUCUCUAGACCAUACUUUGAGAACCACUGCCUUAGAAUGUUAUAUAAAUAAUAGUAUAGGUAUUAUGCAAAUUGUCAAAGUUAUGAAUAUUUUAAAUAUAGUCUUCUAUGAAAAUAAUAAGUGACUCAGAGAAAAUACAUGGGUUAGCAAAGUGACCACAGCUGUUUAUAGUUAGUAGAUGCUAAAUUAUUGUUGUACAAAGAAUUUGUAAGGAAAUUUAGGAGGAAUUGUGGCUGUGCUUAUUCCCUUAAUAAACUGUUAAAGAAAAAAACAACAUAGACUAUGUGAUCAACUUAGGUUCGCAGACUGAGACAGGAAUAGAACAAUUCACCAUCAAAUGAACACCAGCAUACACAAAUUUUCAUUUUUUUAAAGUGUGAUUCACCUGUAGUGGUUUCUUUCUGCACAUAAUGGGAACAUUUAGAAUGAGUUUCACUCAAGGUGACUGGCUUGGAAAUGUUAGACCAAACUUUCAAAUGGGCAGUAGGUUUCCUUAUUUUCACUUGGUUUAAGUUCUCUUCUUUGUCUCUGUUUAAAACAAAGAUUUAUUUAUUUGUGAGCAUAUGGUUAUUUGUAGGUUUUAAGUAUGAAACCAGGAAAGAAACCAAAGGAAAGUCUGUGUGCUGAUAACUGUAUUUAUAAGAGUUUGGGGGGAGAGGUGGGGAAGGAACCUUCGUGUGGAGAUUAUAGAACCAGAAGGGACUUGCGUUAGAGAUGAUAAUAAUCUAGGCCAUCAUUUUGGAGAUUAAGAAAUUGAGGCUUAGGGGAGCUAUUUCCUCAAGGUCACAUAGGCGACAAAUAUGAGUUGUUGUUGUUGGUCAUUCUGGAUCAAAAAGGUGAUGACAUGCAAGUGAAUCAGACCUAAGUGAAGGAGGACUGUACAAGAUCCCAGCCUCACUUUUUCUUCCAGAUUUACCUAAAUCUAAUGGUCAGAUAUAGAUUAAGAAGGUUUGAGAUGGGCCCAGAUACAAUGGGGGAGACCUUGGCCUUUUUAAGCUCCUCAUUGGAUUGUUAGUUCCUUGCUAAGUCAUGUUUCCGAUUUAAAAGCUAUCUUGUUUCCAAUUUCAGCUAUUUUUUUUAUCAUAUUUAUUAAGCAAUGAAGUUUGUACUUUUUAUUUUGUAAUAUUUUGUGUAUUUUUGACUUUUUAUGUAUUUGUAUAGUAAGAGUAUUCUCAGCUGAUGGAAUGAAUGAAUUUUAAUUGUAAAAAUGUGGUUUGGGGGAUGAUGAGAUUUUCCUUAUCCAAAAUUAACUUCCUUGCAUUGUAUUUGAAACCCUGCUAGGGAAAGUGCAUUGGACUGGGAAUUGGGAGGCCCAACUUCUAGCUCCAGUUUGGCCAAGAACUAAUUGUAUCCUGCAAGUUAUCUACUUAGAUCUUCUUAUGAUACUUAGCAUUUUUUCUUGGUUAAAACAAUCACCUCCCAGACAUCACCAAUUGUUAAACAUUAUAAUAAAUAAAAUGAAAAUGUUAUCUA